AUGGGACUUGAAAGAGAAGCUCGUUUGGGUAUCGCUGAUUAUGUCGUCUUUGCUGUUUUCAUUCUCUCAUCACUGACUAUAGGAGUUUACCAUGCUCUCAGCGGAGGCCGUCAACGGACGACAAAGGAAUAUCUUACAGCGGACAAGAAACUAAAAGUUGUCCCUACAUCUCUGUCUUUACUGGUGUCGUUCCAGUCAGCAAUUAUGAUUUUAGGCUACCCAGCAGAAAUGUACAUGCGUGGAGCCCAGUUAUAUAUCGGAAACAUCGGAAUGCUCAUUGGUACCAUUCUUACAACCAGGCUCUGGGUACCUUUGUUUUAUAAUCUUCAGAUAACAAGCACAUUUGAGUACUUGCAUUUGAGGUUUGACUCAGUAGCUGUUCGAAAACUUGGCUCUGUAAUGGGAAUCAUUGCAACGGUAUCUUACAUGGGCACAGCUACCUUUGCACCAUCCACAGCUCUCGAAGCAGUUACUGGUUUUCCUGUUUGGGCAUCCAUAUUGGUCACCGCGGGCGUCGGAACUAUCUACACAUGCAUAGGAGGAAUGAAAGCUGUUGUAUGGACAGAUGUGUUACAAUCGGUCAUCAUGUUAGGUGGAAUACUAGCAGUCAUUGUCAUGGGCGUUGUCAAAGUUGGAAGUGUCUCCAAGGUAUUUGAGAUUUGCCAGGAACACGAACGCCUUAAUUUCUUUGAUUUUAAUUUUGAUCCCACAAGAAUCAAUACAUUCUGGACGAUAGUGGUGUCAGAUACGAUACUCUGGUGGCAGGUUUAUGGAACCAAUCAAGCCAGUGUUCAAAGGUUUUGUUCACUGCCCACACUAAAGAAAGCAAACGCGGCGGUUCUGCUCGCCGUACCGAUGCAGUUUCUGUUGAUAACAAUGAUUUGUUUCGCGGGACUUGUCAUAUUUGCAUACUACAUGCAUAUAGGCUGUGAUCCCCUUGAACAAGGCAUUAUUCAAACAGGAAAUCAGAUAUUACCAUAUUUUGUGAUGGAUACAUUUAGAAGCCUCCCUGGUUUCCCGGGACUAUUUCUUGCGACCCUUUUUAGUGGGGCACUGAGCUCCAUAUCGUCAGGUUUAAAUGCUCUUUCGGCGAUCACCUGGGAGGAUUUCCUCAAACACAGGUUCAGACAUCUAAAGGAGUCAAGAAAAGCACUCUGCACAAAGCUUUUGGUUUUGUUUUAUGGCAUUUGCUCAACUGGGGUUGCUUGUUUAGCAAUUCUUAUAAAAGGACCAGUAAUACAGGCUAGUCAAACUUUAGGUGGUGCGAUAAAUGGGAGUACGGCAGCCUUGUUUAUUCUUGCAGCUUUCACCGUGACUUCCAACUGGAAGGGUGCGUUAACGGGUCCAAUUGUAUCUUUCAUAAUCAUCCUCUGGAUCGCUAUCGGAGGUCAGUCUAUUAAAGGCCACAAUCAAUACUUGCCUCCCGGCCCAACUGAUCGAUGUGACAUUUUAAAUAGAACCAGCUUCUAUAACACUUCCGUUUUAAACAAUGUCACGUCGUCGUAUAACGAUACAAUAGAAACGUUAACUGUAUAUGAUGGAGAUCUGUUGAAUCGUUCCAGUACUUUGGAACCCAAUGACCAGGAAUUAACUGGAAUCCAACACUUGUAUGGCAUUUCUUAUUUCCUGUACGCACCACUGGGGAUUCUUAUUGCCAUAGUAAUAGGUCUUGUAGUCAGUUGGGCAACAGGUGGUGAAAAGGGGAGAUACAUAGACAAAGCAUACAUUUUCCCACUAUGUGAUGCACUCUGCUGCUGUUGUCCAUCUAGGGUCAAAGACAAAGGCUGUGCAUGUCGAGGGGACAACAACCCAAGACAAGAAAAUGGAGUCGAGAGAAAUGUUCUUCGAGAUACGAAAUUCCAAAGUAUAAAAACUGCUAAUGAAGAAUCCAGAUGCUGA
Molecule: messenger RNA, 1899 nt
Organism: Owenia fusiformis
Lineage: Eukaryota; Metazoa; Annelida; Polychaeta; Sabellida; Oweniidae
Source: the annotation of a GenBank genome assembly